Messenger RNA from Daphnia pulex (common water flea), 2012 nucleotides. Its product is annotated as ammonium transporter Rh type A-like. Gene Ontology annotation, cellular component: plasma membrane. Gene Ontology annotation, molecular function: ammonium channel activity. Gene Ontology annotation, biological process: ammonium homeostasis; ammonium transmembrane transport. The transcript is spliced from 8 exons. Bases 373 to 1929 code for a protein of 518 amino acids. The record is from RefSeq and is a predicted model, not a curated record. NCBI's taxonomy places the organism in Eukaryota, Metazoa, Arthropoda, Branchiopoda, Diplostraca, Daphniidae.
AGUCUAGCGCGUGUUUAAGCAAUGCGGGCCGGGCGGGCGUAUAUGUGUAGCGCUGGACGCUGGAUAGAAAACAAGGAAAUGGCGGACCUGGAGUCGUUCGAACACGACAAAUCCAAAAGAACAACAGACCCAACGGUAAUCAUGGACUAGACUGGAUAUGAUAUCGACGCCUUUUAUUGUAAGAAAUGACAUAAAACAACAACCAGCGACCGGUUAUGUUGUUUAGAGGUCGCCCCUGCUGUCCGAGUCGCCCGUCCAGCAUCUAAUAUACCCCUGGCGGGGUUUCAGUAGUCCGCCAGACUCGGCUGUUGCUGGAAGUGUGUCGUCGUUGGCUGCUGGGCGCUAAAAUAAUUCAAAAGAAAUCAACUGGACAUGUCGAUGGACGACGGCCAGCAUUCACGGCGCAGGCGAUUGAUGCAUUUCCCGUGCCUGCUCUUUUUGCAGGCCGUCCUGAUCGUCCUGUUUGGCUUUUUCGUCGAGUACGACUCGCCGGCCGAGCCGGCCGUUGGCGGUCACAAGACCCCCGUCUCCCAGGAAGGCGCCGGGAAUAGCAGCGCGGCUGGCAAAAAGACAGCGGAAGGUGCCAGCGGCCAUCACGCUAGCUCGGACAAUGACGUCAACACCCUAGGCCACUACUAUCCCAUGUUCCAGGAUGUUCACGUCAUGAUCUUCAUCGGCUUCGGCUUCUUGAUGACCUUUUUGAAGAAAUACGGCUACAGCGCCGUGGCACUUAAUUUCCUGAUCGCCGCCAUCACUCUGCAAUGGGCGACGCUCUGCCAGGGAUUCUUCCACGGGCUGGAAGGCGCCGGCUCGAUCCACGUCAGCAUCACCAAUUUGUUGAACGCCGAUUUCGCCUCGGCCACCGUUUUGAUUUCCUUCGGCGCCGUCCUCGGCGUCACGACGCCUUUCCAACUGGUCGUCAUGUCACUGAUCGAGAUCAUCAUCUUCGCUGGCAACGAACAUCUCGGACUGGAGAUCUACCAGGUUUCGGAUAUCGGAGCGUCGAUGCUCGUCCAUGUUUUUGGCGCUUAUUUCGGACUGGCCGUCAGUUUCGUGCUGAGGAGGGACCACAGCUCGGACAAGGAAGGACCCACUUACACGUCGGACACGUUCGCCAUGAUCGGCACCAUUUUCUUGUGGUUGUUUUGGCCCAGCUUCAACUCCGGAUUGGCCGAAGGCGACGCCCAGCACCGGGCCGUCAUCAACACGUAUUACUCGCUGGCCGCCUGUUGCGUGACGGCCUUUGCCCUCUCCUCUUUGGUCAGCAAAGAUAAUAAAUUCGACAUGGUUCAUAUUCAAAAUUCGACUCUGGCGGGAGGAGUGGCCAUCGGAACAGCGGCCGACAUGAUGAUCCAUCCAUGGGGAGCGAUGGUGGUCGGAAGUGUUGCCGGAGCUAUUUCCGUUCUGGGCUAUCGGUUCCUUUCGCCUGCCAUGAACAAGAAGCUGGCCAUUCACGACACUUGCGGCGUCCACAAUUUGCACGGGAUGCCGGGCGUGAUGGCCGGCAUCGUCGGUGCCAUCACGGCCGCGAUGGCCACUCAGGAGGAGUACGGCCACAGUUUGUUCCGUCAGUUUCCGGCCAGAGUGCCCGAAUCAAACUCGACGGACUUUGACCAACUGAAAAGCCAAUUCCCCGACAUGGAGCCGGGACUGGGCCGGUCGGCUACCACUCAGGCGGCCUAUCAAAUCUACGCCCUUCUGACAACCCUGGCCCUCGCCAUUGUCGGUGGCCUUCUCACCGGAAUUUUGCUGAAGUUGCCCAUUUUCGACCAAGUGCCCCGUCAUCGGCUGUUUGACGACGAGUUGUCGUGGGAAGUGCCGGAAGGUGAGGAACACGACGAGCACCAGCAAGCCGAGCACGGCCGGAGCAAGCGGAUGGGGCCGAUUGCCGGCUCGGAACCGGUCAUGAUUCCACUCAUGAAUCGAUAACAAUUUAAUAAAAAGAGGCCAAUUGAAUCAAACCUAUGCGCUAACAAUAGGGGAGAAUGCUGUCAUACAAAUGAAACUGCCAA